AUGAACCACAAGCUGAAGUUGUUGCUGAUCUUUACACUACUAACGCUUAAUGUAGUAGCUUGGGCCAAGGAACACAAAGAGGAGGAGGAAUCCUCCGAAGAAAAGGAGUCUGAGGGCAAAAAAUACGAAGAAGAGGAUAGCGAAGAAAAGAAACAUGAAUCUGACAAAGGCCUGAAGGAGCACAAGCUGUGGGAUGAGGAUGAGAAGAAACACCAUGAGGAGGAGGAUCACAAGCAUCAUUAUGAGCAUGGUGGUGGCAAAAAGAAGAAACAUUAUCAUGAAGAGGACGAGUACGGUGAAGAGCACAAAAAGGGCAAGGAGAAAAAAGGAGGCAAACAUCAUCAAAAGAAGAAGCACAAAAAGGGCCACAAGGAAUUGGAGCACCAUAAGAAAUUCUUCAAGGAUGAAUAUGUAAAGGAUAAGAAGUUCUAUGACGAUGAAGACAAGGGUGGACAUCACAAGAAAUAUGGCAAAGAUCACAAGCAUCAUGAAAAAGAAGAAAAGGAAUACAAGAGCGGUGAAGAGCAUGAGCAGGGCAAAAAGAAGGAGCACAAAAGCAAAAAGGCAAGCUAUAAGAAAGGCCAUCACGAUGAGGAUCAUAAGAAAUAUGAGAAGAAGAAGAAACAUCAUGAAGGAGGUGAGGAGAGUAAAAAAUGGGGCAGUGAAGAGAAGAAAAAGGAACACAAGAAAAGCGAUCACAAGAAGGAAAGUGAGAAGAAACAUUAA
Messenger RNA from Stomoxys calcitrans (stable fly), 726 nucleotides. RefSeq names its product glutamic acid-rich protein. The record is from RefSeq and is a predicted model, not a curated record. The coding region runs from base 1 to 726 and encodes 241 amino acids. NCBI's taxonomy places the organism in Eukaryota, Metazoa, Arthropoda, Insecta, Diptera, Muscidae. The transcript has a single exon.